Theobroma umbraticum is the source of this 1390-nucleotide messenger RNA. RefSeq names its product putative 2-oxoglutarate-dependent dioxygenase AOP1. The record is from RefSeq and is a predicted model, not a curated record. Lineage: Eukaryota; Viridiplantae; Streptophyta; Magnoliopsida; Malvales; Malvaceae.
UUGAAGUUCAUAGGUGCUAGUUUGGUGGCAUCUGCUUGUCGCCUUUAGAAACAGUGCCAUAUAAAAGAGUUAAGCCCUUCUGGCCGUGAGGCGACAACGAGAAACCAAGACCAUUGUUACAUAUACAAGCUAAUUUAGUCUAAGAAAUUAAUAUUGUUAGAGUUAAUGAAAAUGGGUUCCGUUGCUGAAUUUCAGAUUCCAGUUAUUGAGUUACCGGCCGCGGAUUCACCGGAUUUGGAGCGAGGAACUGAAGGGUGGCAACGUUUGUGCAGAAGGGUACGAGAGGCUUGUGAGAAUUACGGUUGUUUCCAAGUGGUGUAUGAAAGGAUACCAAGGAAACUCCGGGAGGAGACGUUUUCCUUGGUAAGGGAACUUGUUGAAGUCCCGCUGGAGAGAAAGCAGAAAAAUGUUAAUCCAAAGCCUUACCAUAGCUACUUUGGACCAUGCAGCCAGGUUUCUCUGUACGAGGGCUUCGGAAUUGAAGAUGCCUCCAACUAUGAUUCGGUUAAAAGCUUUGCUCAAGUUAUGUGGCCUGAUGGCCACCAUCACUUUUGCCAAACUGUGAACUCUAUGGCCAAGCAAUUGGAGGAGCUGAACCAUAUAAUCUGGUUGAUGAUUAUUGAUAGUUAUGAGCUGGGAGAGAAAUGGGAGUCAUUGAUCAUGAGAUGUUACAUGCUGCUGCGAAUGAUGAAAUACAUGGCCCCUCCAUCCGGGGACUAUGUGAAAGGGCUCUACGCUCAUACUGAUAAACCGGCCAGCGCAAUCGUUUGUGAGGAUCAAAUUUCAGGACUGGAAAUUGAAAUUAAGGACGGAGAGUGGACCAAGGUGUUUCCGUCUCCUCGUUCCUUUGUCUUUCUUGUUGGAGAUCCUCUCAUGGCAUGGAGUAAUGGCAGAAUGAAAGCGGCGAAGCAUAGAGUGAUGAUGAGUGGAGACAGAGACCGGUAUUCACUGGGAGCCUUUGCAGUUCCAGUGGAGGGUACGAUAAUCAAGGCACCAAAAGAGCUUGUAAGUGAGGAACAUCCUCAAGUUUUCAAGGAGUUUGAGUUCACGGACUUCCUCUUUUAUGCCAGCUCUGAGGAAGCAAAGAAAAUAGACUCCGCCGAGCAGAUCUACGCAUAUGCUUCUCAACUGAGGAAUUACUAAUGCAUGGAGUUCAAGACCAUGGCAAAUCGGCAAUGCAAAAGUACUGAAGCAAAGGAUGAUAUGAUAUGUUUGUAUUAACUGUGCAGAUGUCAAUGUAUUUUAUGUGAUUAAUUCGUUUUCCCUCUUUCUUUUCUCUUUUAAAAAUAAUUAUAUAUGAUGUAUCAAUUGUUUUAGGAUGUACGACUUAUGCGUGUAAAUUGUAUUUUAGUUUUAAAACCCUAUUAAGAGAAUCAGAUUCGAAGUUGAA